Molecule: messenger RNA, 4933 nt
Organism: Fundulus heteroclitus (mummichog)
Lineage: Eukaryota; Metazoa; Chordata; Actinopteri; Cyprinodontiformes; Fundulidae
Gene: lman2lb
Product: lectin, mannose-binding 2-like b
Exons: 8
Coding region: 40-1107 (355 amino acids)
Biological process (GO): endoplasmic reticulum organization; endoplasmic reticulum to Golgi vesicle-mediated transport; Golgi organization
Cellular component (GO): endoplasmic reticulum-Golgi intermediate compartment; COPII-coated ER to Golgi transport vesicle; Golgi membrane
Molecular function (GO): D-mannose binding
Source: RefSeq, a predicted model, not a curated record
CUUCGAAUCACGUGACGCGUUUAAAGUGGGAGCGUAAAGAUGGCAGCCAAUGUCAGCAAAUUAAACAUGUCUCGGUUCAGAAGAAGUUUCUGUGCUGUGUGUCCGGUGUUCCCGUUAAACCACCUCGCGGAAUUAAUAUGCGUGCUCGUGACGGUUUGUGUCUUGACACAGCAGUCGCUGGCUGACGAGCAGGCGUUUGUAGAGGACUUUUUGAAGCGAGAAUAUUCUCUCGUCAAGCCGUAUCGGGGACUGGGCUUCUCUAGUUCCUCCCAGUGGGAUCUGAUGGGAACCGCCAUGGUGUCGCCGGACCACGUGAGGCUGACCCCAGACAUGCAGAGCAGACAGGGAGCCGUCUGGAGUCGGAUUCCUUUCAUUUUGAGGGAUUGGGAGCUCAAAGUUCACUUUAAAGUCCACGGUGUUGGAAAGAAAAACCUCAAUGGGGAUGGACUUGCUAUCUGGUUAACCAAAGAUCGCAUGCAGAAUGGUCCCGUGUUUGGCAACAUGAACCACUUUGUCGGACUCGGAAUAUUUGUGGACACGUACCCCAAUGCAGAUAAGAUGCACGAUAGGACCUUCCCGUACGUCUCCGUGAUGCUGGGAAACGGAACCCUGUCGUAUGACCAUGAUCGUGAUGGGCGGCCCACCGAGCUUGGAGGAUGCUCAGCUAUGACGCGCAAUUCCAUUUACGACACAUUCCUGCUGGUCAGAUACUCCAAAAACAGGUUAACGCUCAUGGUGGAUGUCGAUGGCAAACAGGAAUGGAGAGACUGCGCUGAAAUCGAUGGACUGAGGCUGCCAACAGGCUACUACUUUGGUGCCUCCUCUGUUACUGGAGACCUGUCAGAUAACCAUGACAUCAUCUCAAUGAAAGUGUACCAGCUGACUGUAGAGAGGACUCCAGAGGAGGAGGAGGAGGAAGAGGAGGUCACCAUCCCCCGGGUGGACGACAUGCACCAGUUUCAAGUGAAUGUGGAGGAGGAAGGAAUGAGUGGAGUCCAGUUCUUUUUUACCCUCCUGUUCUCCGUCCUGGGCCUGGGUGUGCUGGCAGUGGUCGGACUCAUGGUUUACAGUCGCUGGAAGGAAAACAGGCGCAAACGUUUCUACUGAAGAAAUGCUGGCUUUCAGACAAUGGGUCCUUAAAGCACAUUGAACAACAAGAGACUGCCACACUGUGAAAUGAACUCAGCCAAGAACCUUCUAGGUCUAACAUCGAGAGCCGUGAGAACAUGAGCAGCCAGGAUGAAGAGAUCAUGAACAGAUAAAUCAGGUGGAUAGUAUUUUUUAUUUUAAGGUUCUCUGGAAAAUGUGACGUACAGCUGUCCCGUCUCAGCCGAAGCACGGUGGGACUUCUGCAUCUCAUCUGCUGACCGAGACACUAUCCUCACCAACGGGAGGCGACAAAUGCUUCUCAGUCAAGUUUAAAAGUUCCAAGUAUAAAGAUCAAAUGUUUGGACUUCCGUGACGUCACAGGAACUUGGAGAGGUGGAUCUCCUUCAGACGUCUGAAGUUUGAGAUUCUGGGUGAAGGUUCUGAAAUCAUUUCAGAGGUUGCACUUGUAAAAACUGCAGGCACCCUGUUAAUUAAAAUGACCAGAGAAACUUGAGUUUGUGCAUGCUGUGAAAUUUUGAUUAGUAAAACUGCAUUACGACAGAUUAAACAAAAUUGGGGGGCAAAAACAACUUUAAAAUAAGUUUAGGUUUAUUUAAAGUGAGCUUCUGUUGAUGAAUUAAUAUCCUGACCGCACCAGAUUACUCUUGGCAUCCAGUAAAUCCACAUUAUUUGGCAUCUGAGGCUGAAGACUAAUCUCACAGGGGGCCGGACCACCGGAGACUUUUAUCUUAAAAUAACUCAGAAACAACAUAUCCGUUUCUAGGAACCUUUAAACUGUUGUCAAGGUUGCCUUGGAAAGUUAUUCACAGAGCAGCUAAUUGGAGGUGGGAGGCGGUGCACCACCAAUCAUCUUCCUGUCUGCAACACUUGCAACUAUCUGAUAAGAAAACAGUGUAAAAAGCUCAGAUAUUAAAGAGUUUUAAGUGAAAGCUAUUUUAGUUAUUUCAACACUGCCUUGCUCUUAUAUCAGGCAGUAAAGUUGACUCUAAAUACUUUACACGUUUCUCCGUACGUGUUUCAAUGGGACGAUCAUUGGUGACGCACCACCUUCUGCCUCAAUUUGCUGUGCAAGUGAUUGUUGGCUUCACAGUGCGUAGCUGGCAACUACUAACUUGGUGAAUGUUUAAAGUUUAACAGAGCAAACACACAAACCUCUACGACAUGUUGGAGAGUGAAGCUGUUAUGGUGGCAGAAGUCCGCUUCAGUCCCCACCCCUGUCUGAUUAGCCGUAAUUGUCAGCUGCCAGGACCAACUAAGCUGGAUUUAUACUGAAUGAAGAUGCCAAGCACUUUUUUUUUUUUUUUUUUUAAUCGGGUAGUACCUUUUGACUGAAUUCUCCUUACAUCCUCUGUUCUCAUUGGUUGUUUCAACAGAAAUCUCAUGGGUGAAGCUAGGCGUUAACUGCGUCUAACCUUUCAAUAGAACUUGAGAAAUUCUGAACUAAUCCUUUAAUUUCUCAUGUUCUAAAAUUGAGUGUAAAUGUAGGUCCAAUUCUCACAGCUUUGACAUUGCAAAGAUAAAUCUAACUGUUCAGAGGACAGGGUGACGUUGCCCCAGUGAUCUUUACAACUUGGAAAAGACAAUUGAACCAAUUGCCGGCGUUUGAUUGGACAGCUAGGGUUGUGUUCAAACUGUCUAAUCAGUUUGAGUCAGAAAAACUCACUCAGUAUUCAGAACAUAGGAUCUCCAAGAAACUUUGGGCUUGAACGAAAUCCUUCCUACAGGUUGUUUUCUAUGUUUUUUUACUUCGCAAACCUCAGUCUGUUUAUACACAUGCCAACUUUUCCCAAACUGACGUUACAGCUGCGGUCUCUGGAAACGGGAACUUUGAUUUACAAGCUAAUGAUCGUAUUGCUGCUGAAUAAUAAGUAGACUAUGAGGUUAAUCUGAGGGGUGAUUAUUGCUAGUUGAAGUUCCAGAUUAGUUUGCUGUCUGCCUCUCUCCCCUUGAAGUCCAAUGAAGGCUUCAUAGAAAACCUGCAUAUCAAAUCCACGAUGGGCUAUAAAAGCUAACAUAGCCAACUCCCCAGCUACAGUGUGGAGCAGUAAUGUGUCACAUGAUUAACUCUAGUUUAGUUUAAGUCUUAUAUGCUGUCUUCUUUUUUUGUCUUUACUAGUCCAGCAGCCUGGGAAGAACCUCAGUGCGUUGAUUAAACUUCCUCGUAAUCUUUAAAGCUGCUCAUCCUGGCUGAAGAAAACUUGAUGCCCUUCGUUUGGUUCACUCUGCAGAACAUAGCGGGCUCUUUAACUACCUUUUAACUACCCCCACACUUUAAUCUGAAAUGUAGCUGCUAUGACGACCAAUCAACCUGUGGAUUACUGCGGUGGUCUCACUGAUGCACUGAUGAAGGCAGAUGAAGCACUGAAGCAGCUUCCAGAACCCACUGAUCACAAUAAUUGUUUGUACUUGAGUAGUUGAUGGCUUGUUCUAUGCGAAAAGAUCCAGGUUCUGCUUGAAGUGCCUAGUAAGGACAAGUAAAGGCUCAAUCCUGUCCUUUCUGUAGCUUUAACCUGUUUUAAGACUGUUUACCAGAUAUGAGAUCAGAUACACUUCUUUUCACUGUAUCAUUUUUAAACCAGCUUUCAUGAGCUGGACCUCUUAAUGUUGCCACACCUCUGACAGAAACACUGUCCACAGCUAAUUCAUCAGGGAUCAUGACUCAUUUGUUUGCGCUUACAGUGAGCAGUCAGUCUUGGUAAACUAUGACGCUGUGAAUCUUUCACUGUGGCCACCAUGUCAGCGGUACCUUCAGUGUCCGGUGGAUGCAGCCGUGUCUAUUUUAGCCAAAGUAGAUGGUUGGAUGGUGUUUGUUAAAGCUGAGCUGCAGUUACAAACAUUAAUGGAUCUUUGAUGCUUUUAUUGACCUAUAGGAAGGAACCCCGCAGUACUUUCCUUUUACACAGGGCUACAGCUUUGAGUAGGAUUCAAGGACUGUAGUGUAUUACCUGUGGUUCCAGUGAGUAUUCUGUCCAUGGAACCAGUCACCUCUAAGGAUGGAGAACUGUGUAACCUCACACCCUCAGGUAUCCAGCCUGGGUCCAGGGAUGUGGGGGAUUUAGUAGACGUUUACCUCAGGGUUUGUCUUCGUUUUUUCAAAUCAGUGGAGCCCAGUCUCCAAACAGCUGGAUAAUCUAAUGUGUGAAAUGUGCAGUACUGCAGAACAGUCCCUUUAAUGCAUCAAUGCAUUUGAGUGUUCACCUCAGUAAACCUGUAUCUAUUAUGACGUCUUUCACAUUAGAUCAGUUUGAAUAGUUCUGGAUCAAGAAUACAUCAACUGCAGAUAUUUUAUAAUGUCACAGAAAGGUUUACAACAAAUAUGCUAAAGUAGCACCAGCAGCCAUUUUUUAAUCUGACUAAUCAGUUUAGGAGCCUGCUGUCCAAAACAGUUUUUGUGAGGAAAUCUUAUUCCUGUUUUUUUUUUUUUUUUUGUUUUUUUUUUAUUCCCCCCAGUGUGUUGCUGUAGCCAGAUAAAAGUCUAAAAGUCUAGUUAAGCUGUUGAGGAUCAUAGUAUGCUUUUGUUUCAUUUACUUAACCAGCUGAUUGCUUUUCUGUAGAAACUGUUCAUUGUCCUCUCACAAUUUUUGUUUUAAAUCCUUUUAUGUUUUCGUAUUUUUAUGUAGAUAUUCUUGUUUUGUAUCAAUCUACCAUUUAUCUUCACCAUGAAUUUUAAACUGAGCCAAUCAGUUCCAUAAGUAAAUAUGAUGGUAGAAUUGUUCGGCUAUUUCAGGAAAAAAGCCCUUGUCUGAAAAUGUCAGUGAAGAAAUCCAUGCUCUGCAAUCUGCUGUGACUGAUCCCUCCUCUCCAUUAAAGUUUCUCUUCUUCG